Molecule: messenger RNA, 663 nt
Organism: Bacidia gigantensis
Lineage: Eukaryota; Fungi; Ascomycota; Lecanoromycetes; Lecanorales; Ramalinaceae
Exons: 2
Coding region: 1-663 (220 amino acids)
Biological process (GO): vesicle budding from membrane; late endosome to vacuole transport via multivesicular body sorting pathway
Cellular component (GO): multivesicular body
Source: RefSeq, a predicted model, not a curated record
AUGAAUCGCCUCUUUGGGGCUAAACAAACAGGCCCCAGACCCACCCUCUCCUCCGCCAUCCAAAAUACAGACUCCCACGCCGAAUCCCUCGAUGUCAAACUCUCCAAGAUCAACGCCGAACUCACCACCCUCCAGCAGAAAAUGUCGCGAAUGCGCGACGGGCCCGGCAAAUCCGCCAUAAAAUCCAAAUGCCUGAAAUUGCUCCAGCGGCGGAAACAAUACGAAGCCCAGCGCGACCAGUACGAGCAGCAGUCAUGGAAUCUCAGUCAGGCGAGUAUGAUGACGGAUAACUUGAAGAACACCAUGACGACAGUGGAUGUGAUAAAGCAAACGAAUAAGGAUCUGAGGAAGCAAUUCGGGAAGGUGGACAUUGAUAAAUUGGAGAGGAUGCAGGAUGAGAUGGCGGACUUGAUGGAGCAGGGAAAUGACAUACAGGAGGCGAUGGGGAGGAGCUACGAUGUGCCAGAGGAGGUGGAUGAGGCUGAAUUGGAUGCUGAGUUGGAAGCUCUUGGGGACGAGGCGGAGAUGGAGGGGGCAGGGGGAUUGGGCUUAGGGAUGGGCAUUGGUGCAGGACAAGAGCCAGGCUUUCUGACGGAUGAAGUGCCACAAUUUGUGGAUGAGCCUCCUGGCGGCGGAGAGAAAGUGAAGGAGGCUGCGGGCUGA